GUGCAAAUGACUUAGUGGCGUAUAAUGUCAUGUGAGGAGAAGAUCGCGUGACACCAUGGUGAUACGGUGCUUAUUGCUCGUGCUUUUGUGUGCGAUACCGCACAUAAUAUGUGGUCACCGGCAUGGACACGACAUAUCGACUGAGGACCCGGAGACCAUUGAGCAGCAUCACGAUAACAACACGCAUCAUGGCAAGGACCGCGGCGGCUGGUCACAAUGGAGCGAGUGGUCGCUCUGUUCCAGGACGUGCGACGGUGGCGUGUCGCGUCAGCUCAGGACCUGUGCCUCCCCGGCCGGGUGUAGAGGAGAACCCGUGCGGUACAAGAUUUGUAACAUGCAGCCAUGUCGCGGCAACAUAUCCCUACUAGAAGAGGACAUCUGGCGGGAACAGCAAUGCGGCGCCCACGACGACACCCCCUAUGGAGGGGAGUUGUUCCACUGGCGAGCGCACCGCGAUGAUGCGGAGCCUUGCGCUCUCACGUGUCGGGGGACUCCGCAACACUCGGGCCAGAGUCCUGAACCGACGGUAGCCCUGGAUGACGAGGAUCGCGUGGUGGUGGCGGUGCUCGCAGCCAGGGUUUCUGACGGCACCAGGUGUCGCCCCGGCAGUCUAGAUAUGUGCAUCGAUGGGAGAUGUCAGCGAGUCGGCUGCGACCUGCGAGUGGGGUCAACCCGUCGCGUGGACGAGUGUGGGGUCUGUGGUGGUGAUGGAUCAUCCUGCUCCAGACCCCGGUACCAUUGGCUGGCGACGCCGGGGUCACUGUGUUCCGCUACUUGCGGGGGAGGUUACAAAAUGUCACUCGCAGUCUGCCGGGAUCGGCUCACCGGGUCGGAUGCGCCUGAGCAACUGUGUGACGCAUCUAGCAAGCCACAAGCAUCUGUGGUGCGGUGUAACACCCACCCUUGUCCUUUCAAAUGGUACGUGGGCGAGUGGUCGUCGUGCAGCGCGACGUGCGGAGGCGGCGUGCGCACGCGCCGGGUGCUCUGCGCGCGCUCCGCCAACGUCACCAAGACUGAUACUUAUGAACCUGGUGCAAACGCCGAGCCAGGGUGCGUGUCCCCCGCCCCGCGGUCAACGCAACCCUGCAAUCAACACGACUGUCCUGUCUGGGUGGCUGGGCCAUGGUCAGGGUGUUCAGUCUCCUGUGGCGAAGGAGUGCAAGUCCGAGGAGUUGAGUGCACCCCUUCAGGAGGUGGGUGUGAUCCUACCACCAGGCCGGAAAUCUCCAGACCCUGUUCCACCGGCAUCAGCUGUCCAGCUUAUAGGGAGGCUGAUGAGCCUGAGGAUGAAAUCGAAGACCUGCUACCCGGCGUGGUGUAUCACACCCAGCCUCUUAUACAGCCGUAUCCUCUGCCUCAAGCCAAGGCCGAGAGGCUCAUAGGAGAACCCGACGUGCCAGUGGAAGCCACCUACAUCAAAGACGAUGACUGGGGUCCCUGCAGCGUGACCUGCGGCGAAGGUUGGAGAAAGAAGGAAGUCCACUGCAAAAUCUUCCUCGAAUUCAGCAGAACUAUUGCAAAGUUACCUGACAGCAAGUGCUUGGGACCCAAACCUGCCGAGGAUACGGAGAGAUGCGUCAUGGAACCGUGUUCUAUGGCCUAUGGAACUUCUUUUGGAGAUUCCAGUGUGCCUUCUUAUGGUGGUGGUGAUAGCAGACUACUCACUUUUGGAACUUCGAGUAACAUCAGGGUAGCACCAGGGUCACCAGGAAAAUCCUAUUCUUGGAAAGAAAAGGGCUAUACAAGCUGCAGUGCCUCUUGUCUCAGUGGAGUUCAGGAACUGAUCAUCCAGUGUGUAAGAGAUGAAGAUGGAAAGAACGCCUCGCCUUACAUGUGUGACCCCCUCACCAAACCUGAGAACAGGGUCAGGACCUGCAACGAUCAUCCUUGCCCACCCAGGUGGAACUAUACGGAGUUCUCGCAGUGCACCAAGUCUUGCGGCAUCGGGAUACAAACGAGAGAGGUCACUUGUAUACACGAGGUGACACGAGGUGGCACAAACACAGUGGUGGUACCGAACAGCAUGUGUCCACAACCGCCCCCGCCGGACCGGCAGUACUGCAAUGUGCUGGACUGCCCAGUGAGGUGGCACUCCGGAGAAUGGUCCAAGUGCUCCAAGACUUGUGGAGGGGGGAUAAAGCAGAGAGACGUGGAAUGCAAACAAAUAAUGGCCCAAUCCCACGUGGUGGAGAGACCAGCCUCGCUCUGCAGUUCCCCCCGGCCGGCGAGCACCAAGUCCUGCAACUCCAGACCCUGUCUGCUGGACACGGCUUCACCGGAGAUAUCGCUGGCUAACAGCUCGUAUAUACAGCAUGACCCGAAGAAGAAAAAGGUGACAGUAAAGGUAGGAGGGUCGGCAACAAUAUUCUAUGGUACUCAAGUCAAAAUCAAAUGUCCAGUGAAAGGGUACAAUAGGACCAAAAUACAAUGGGCCAAGGACCAUCAGAUCAUUAGCAAGUCCAAGAAGUAUAAGAUUUCCAGGAAGGGUGCCCUCCGCAUAAACUCGCUCUCCCUCCGCGACCACGGAGUCUACACCUGCGUAGCCGGCAGGUCCAGUGCUAACCUGACGCUGCUAGUCAAGCCGAGACCUGGAGAGUUUCCCUCCAGCGAGGAGAUUGAGAGGCACAAGGCGCUGGAUGAGCCGUCCUCACCGCUGUCUGAUAGCAGAGCGGACGGUCGAUAUAGAGCCAUGAUCGGCUCUGAUGACCAGUCGCAUGAACAGCGGCCGGGGGACUCCAGGAAGAAUUAUAAGAAUAGGCAGAAAGGUAAAAUCGACAAAGUUCGAGACGCUCUCUACGGCAACACGGCCACCACGAGUACUAAAGCAUCGCCCAGCUUCAACUCGCAAGAACGAGAUAUGUAUGAUGAACACGAGAAGAGUGCCGUAUCCUCCCAGAUGCUACCGCCCAAGCGCAGCAGUGCCUCCCGGCUACUGCCCUGCCUCCAUUAUAUUGUAAUGCAGCUUCAGAUGUUUUGGAAUUUCCAGGGUCUUGGAAACUCGAGGGGUCAACGGACCGUUGACUCCAUCAUAAUGUACCAAAACUAUGGAGUUCCUGCCAAAACUCACGUUAUCAAUAUGGAAGACAAGCAGAUUGUGUUCCCAGAAGAUGAUGACUCUGAUAUCAUUAUUGUUAACGAGGAUUAUAAUAGAAACGUUAUCAGGGAUAUACCUGUUGAGAGUCUUAAAGAUUUUGGGGAAACCACUACGGAGCGAAGGCUAGAAGCUGUGGAUGCCCACGAAUACGUGUGGAUGACCACUGAUUGGUCUCCAUGCAGCGCACUCUGUGGUCAAACUGGCCAUCAAGUCAGAGGGGCUGUUUGUCAGCACAAGACAGAAAACAGCACCAUAACAGUGGAGACUGAGGAGUGUCUGUCUCGGGGAGCUGCCGGGCCCAGCGUGCUUCGGGAGUGCACGGGACAGCGCUGCGCCGGCUGGCGGGCCGCGCCCUGGUCUGCGCCCAAGUGUCUCAGCACUGGAGCUGCCAUCAUCAGGCGUCGCGUGGAAUGCGUGUCGGAAAACGGCACGACGCUGCUGGAGACGUCGUGUGACGUCACUACUAGGCCGGAGAAGGUCAGGAAUGACGCCAGCCCUUGCAGAGCCACGUGGGCUGUUGGUCCUUGGAGUAAGUGCGUAGGCGCAUGCUCGUCGGUGGGCCGGCAGCACCGUGCGCUGCGUUGCGUAUGGCGGGCGGCGGGCGCGAGACGCCGCAAGGAGCGCAGUGCGGCGACCGCGUGCGAGGGCCUCAAGCGCCCCGGAGUCACGAGACCUUGUCAGGUGCACGCGUGUCUUCAUAAAGAUGGCACCUGUCGGGACAGUUCCCGGUUCUGCGAGAACGUAAGAGCGAUGAACAUGUGCGCUCUCAAACGCUAUAGAGAGCAAUGCUGCAAAACUUGCUCCGAUUGAACGGAACGCAACGAGUUCGUAAUUAGAACGCUCUCGUUUCAAAUAGCGCGCGAAUAUGAGUGACGGGGAUUCGAAAAUGGAAUGACAUGUUCGUUUUUUUUUUUUCAAUAUGCCUGUCGGUCUUGGGGAGGAAUUUAAAAAAGAAGAAAUAAUACCGACAUUUAUAAUAUACCUAAAACCUUCUAAUACUAUGCUAGAAACCGUUUGAUCAAACGUGAGAUAAUACGAUCAAAAUGUACAAGCAUACACACAUACCUACAGGUAUGUGGUAAACUGACAACCUCUUUUUUGGAGUCGGUAAAAAAUUAGAGUAAACAACAAAUUAAAUAACUCCACUGUUAAAUUACAAGCAAACCAACACUAAUCCUAUUACUAAUUUGACAGUUCGAAAUAAUUGCAUUAUGCUCCGUACUGCUCUAACUCGUACAGUUAAAGUAGAUGGAACACUAAUUUCACCAUUUCCAACCAAAAUCAACGCUAUUGUUUAAGAUAAUUAUAAUUCGGAAUUCAACUACAGAUAGUGCAAUAUUUCACGAGCUCGAUUCAAACUACUGAAUUAUUAAUAAGUGAAAUGUUGUCAUCCAGCGAGGCGCUUUUCGAAUUCAAACGGGUUUCAUUGCGGAAUGGCCGCCAUUUGCAAUUUCCCACUAAUCCUGUCAUUUACGUUAUUAAAUUAAAUUGGUAAAUAAAUAUAUUAUUCUACAAUGAUAAUAGCUUUUUUGUCCGUUUUCUUGGCGGAUUUUUUACAUCUAAAAUCAAUUCAGCUGUUUAACAGAGGAGUUCUUAAAUACGGUCAAAGUACUUAAUUAAAUACAACUAAGUAUUUGAGAAAAAAUAUUAAAAUGCAGUCUGAAAGUGUUUCAUUUCUAAAUUAUCUAGGUAUAAAAGAUGGUAGUAACAUUUUCAGAAAUAAAGAAAAAAAAAAAAAAAAACAAAAAGUCUUCUAGAUUGAACUGCGAACGAAUGAAUGGAAUUCUCCGUCACUCAGAUUUGAAUGAACGCUUUCCAGUGACAUUCGGAAUGAACUUUUUAAUAAUGGGUAAGGACAGAUUGUGAAGUGAUGUAACGGAAUGCUGUUUCUUUUUAAACCUACAUACAAAAUGAGUAAAAUUGUUACUGUAUUAAAUUAAAAUAGCAAAAGUUUUAAUUCCAAACAGUGCGUAAAAAAUGUACCUCGCGAAUUAUUUUCAAGAAUUUCAGCCAAGUAUUAAAAUAAAAAUAUAACAUUGUUAGUGCUGUUUCUGAAAAAUAUGAAACUAAUGAAUUUAUGAAUUUAAAAUUUGAGAAAAAUUGCAAUCUCUUUGGAGAUCUGAAAGUAGAGUUAAGAACAGAUAGAUAGUUUACAAGCGGGUGUGAAAGAGAAAGCUAUAUGUAAGCACGAUAGAUUUAGUCGUGAAGCACAGCUAACCAAACAAAAUGGUUCAUAAUGAAUAUUUAUAAAAAUGUAAAUUAUUUCAAAGUUAUAGCCCUCGAAUUGAUUAUGUAAGUAGUAAACAAAAUAUUUAGAAAAAAUGUUUUGUACUAUAUACAAUUAAUGUAAAUAUAUAUUAUUGAAUAUUAUUAUUAUUGAGCACCCUACGCUACGCUUGCUCCUAUAAUAUGAUAAAGCACAAAGUUAAUAAUUUAAUCAAUAAAAAUUAGGGAAAGAAAUAUUUAGCAAAAAUUGCCAAAAGAAAAAACAAGAGUGUAUGUAACGUACAGUCAUGUUACAAAGUGCUAUUUAAUUUUGUUUAUAUAUUUUUUUCUUCUAUGUCGUAGAUAGAUUUGUUUUUUAGAAAUAAAAAUGUAUGUAUAUUGGACAUAUUAAAAUAAUGAUGUAGGAAAAAUAAUUAUUUCUGAUGAAAAAAAUUAUAAGCAAUACGAUUCGCUGAAAUACAUUUAAAAAUGUAAAUAUUUAUGCGAUUGUUUAAAAGAUGUUGAGCCCAUUCGUAGAUUGGGUUUUAGUGGAAUUUCAUAGUUUCAUUAUAAUUUACUUAUUUAGUAAGGUCACAGAUAUAGGUAAAACAAUUCUGGGUUUUCUAGUUCUUGUUGUUUGUCUGUGUUUCAGCUCACCCUAGAAGGGCGAAGCGUGAAAUACGUUUUUAUUAAAGCACGGUGCAGUAUUAUGAAUUACGAAGUAUAUAAUUAUGUUUAGAUAAACAAUUUAUUGUCAAUUGUUAGUGGCAUUAUCCAAUUUGUAUAUAAUUGAAACUACAUAGCUAUGCAAAUAUUGUUCCAAAGUUGGUCGUGUUAUUUACUUGUGGGUUUUCAUUUACCAAUGUUAUUUAAAAAUCAAAAACUAAAAACGGUCAAAUAAUUAUUUUUAGUCAACAAUUUAAGUAAAAUCAUGACCAAAGAAUAACAUGAACAAAAUCAAAACCCAAUAGUAAAUUAAGUUACAAAGGCUCACGAAUUCUCUAAGACGUAAUGUUUUAGUUUAAGUACGCAACUUCCCUUAUAUUUAAGAACUUUAAAAUGAAUAUUGACGUAAUAACUAAACGCUUAAAAGGAGUAUUUUUAUUUCUACUUUACCCUUAAUAAAAUCUACAAUGUUACUUUCUUAUUAUAUUGUAAUUUUAACGAGUUCAUUUACCUAUAUUAGAAAAAUAUUAGACAGCUUUAUUUUUUGUGAAAGCUCAUGUAUUAAAAAUACUUCAUAUCAAUAAAGUACUGCCAUUUUUACGAGAGGUUUUUACUUUUGUCGCCGAGUGUACUUGCCUAAUACUUUUAUCUUAAGCCUAUUGUCUGCGUUGACAUUAUCAUUAGAUUCACUCUAAAAGGAUUCGGACAACUUACAUCGUACCUUUUUUAGCUUUUAAAAAGGUGAAUUGAAUUGAAAAUAAUUUAGAAAAACCCCAAUCUCUGUCACUUUAAAGGGAUUUUUGGUAAUUUAAAAAUUUCAUUCAAAGAAAAGUAAAAAAAAUAACAGCGAAAAUUCCUUUGACAUUACAUAUUAAAUUAAAAAUUCUAGCAUGCAAUCUCAUAGUCAGUUACGAUAACAUCUAGAUUUGUCAAAGUAGAUAAUAAGCUAAGAACACCACAUGCGCGGAGUACGAAUAAUUUCGUCCCACAAAACAAUGUCCGUGCAUGUUGUGAAUGUGAGUGCAAUAUACAUAACCGCGCAGGUGUAACAGAGACAGGAGAAAUAGGUCAAUGUCCGCAAUUCUUCGUGCUCCGCGCGCGUAGUACGAAUAUAUCCGAUAUCAUAAUACUUUACAAUCAAUCUAUCAUUAUGUUUUGCGUACUAACUGUAUUGUGUAAACUUAAAAAUAAAUAUUAACAAUGUAACAAUUAUAAUUUGUAAGUCUCAGAGAAUAAGUCCAAAUUGUACAUUGUACCAAGAAUUUUCAAAUAAAAAAUAUAUUAUAUGAAUAAGUUACUCA
Messenger RNA from Helicoverpa zea (corn earworm), 7266 nucleotides. RefSeq names its product protein madd-4-like (gene nolo). The record is from RefSeq and is a predicted model, not a curated record. Gene Ontology annotation, biological process: extracellular matrix organization. NCBI's taxonomy places the organism in Eukaryota, Metazoa, Arthropoda, Insecta, Lepidoptera, Noctuidae. The coding region runs from base 56 to 3904 and encodes 1282 amino acids. Gene Ontology annotation, molecular function: metalloendopeptidase activity. The transcript has 28 exons. Gene Ontology annotation, cellular component: extracellular matrix.